Klebsormidium nitens is the source of this 2482-nucleotide messenger RNA. NCBI's taxonomy places the organism in Eukaryota, Viridiplantae, Streptophyta, Klebsormidiophyceae, Klebsormidiales, Klebsormidiaceae. The record is from the annotation of a GenBank genome assembly.
AAAUUGUACAUACCAAGGUAAGCAAGGGAUCACAUCACAGCCAGCAGGAGGCGCCUUCACGUAAGGCAGUGCUCUGCAGACAUCACUGGGUGGAGUGGCCGCCUCAUUUAAAAUUCAGGGCGCUCGCAGUUUCUCCAUGGUUGAAAGCUGGUCAAAUCUAUGACGGAGCAAUGCCGUGUUGAGGAAUUGAGCGCUUGCGACGGCAAGUCUAAGUUGAGUGGAGCUAGCGGCAGUCAUCUCCUGCUCUUUACAAGCUGUAUCAGACAGCAAGGAGCCGCUGUUGAGAAACUUUCUUAUGUGUAAACUUAAACGUAAAGUAGGUUGUCAGUUCCGAGAGGGUCCAGUAGUGGCAAAACUACACUUCUGGCUCUGAGAAGCAUGCGAUAGUCAGCUUUUGGAUCUAGGCCUUCGCUCCUUUUCCCGUGUUGAUGGCGGGGCAUACGCGACUUGUGCCCCUGUUCCUUAUCUUUCUCCUCUUCUUCGCCACCCGCUCUUGCGCACAGUCGUCAUCCUUGUCAAACAGCUCCUCUCCGUGCCUCCGCUCCCUCUCGCAAGCCUCCCAGUUCUCCAAAUUUGCCGCUUACAUCAGCUCAGUAGGCCUUGCGCCAGGGUUGCUGGACGCUAUCGCUAAUAGCGGUGGUGGAAUCACCGUCUUUGCCCCGCUAGAUGGGGCCUGGGACGGUAUGUCUCCCAAUGCAACGACGUUUUUGACGACACCGGCGAACGCGCUCGUUUUGCAAAGGCUCCUUUUCUCACACGCGGUGGGAGGGAGCUUGCCGGCCGCCCGGUUCACAAACAACGAGACGCUCAUCUCUUUGUCUGGGGAGCCUCUGCUCAUUCUCAGAGCAACUAGUGUCCUUCAGGUGGAUAGUUUCCCCAUCACCGCGCCGGAUACUAUCGUUGCUGCUGACUGCGUUGUACAUGGCUUCAACGGCAUCAUCGUUCCCUUCACCAUCCCGGUUUCUUCAGGCCUCAUGCCGACCACACCGCCCCUCUUUGGGGGACCUGUGCUUCCCGCCCCGGCCCCAGCUCCAGUACCUGUCCCCGCACCGGCCCCCCAGCCAGCCCCUGAGCCUGCGCCGGCCCCCCAACCGGGCCCUGCGCCUGCCCCCGCGCCGUCUGCUUUCCCUUGCAGCACCAUCCUAGAAACAGCUGUAAAUACUGGCCGUUACAGACAGCUAGUUCAGGUUCUCCAAGCAACCGGCUUGGACUUAGCAAUCAGGACUCUUACCAUUCCGGUGACAAUCUUCGGCCCCACGGACGACGCCUUCAACGCCAUUCCCCCCGCGCUGCUUCUCAAGCUCGGCGCCAGCUCGGACGUCCUGCAGCGAAUACUGCUCUACCACGUGGCAGACGGGUACCACCCCGCGGCGUCGCUGCUGAGCAAGGGCAACGUCAGCCUGUCGUCAGAGCUACAGGGCCUGCCUAUCCCCGUCUUCUCCUUGAACCAGUCCACCCUCUUCGUCGGGCCCCCCGGGUCUAGUGGCGCCGUAACGGAGCCCGACUUGGCACUCGUUCAGCCCCUCUGUGCGUUACACGGCAUCAACACGGUGAUGAUCCCCCCGGGCUUCGUCUUCCCGGGGGCUCCCGGGCCCGCCCCGGUCGCGACGCCGGUCGUCACACAGAACAGUUCCUCAAGCGGCACACUGACAGUUCCUGGCGCCCCUCAGCCAUCCAGGAGAAGCGGAGCAAAGAGUAUAAGCCCAGGUUGGACUGCCAGCUGUCUUGUGUCGCUGGCAGCCGUAGUAGCUACCGCUCUGCUGUAGUUGGAUCCGCGUUACUUUGGGAUCAAUAAGACUCCAGCUGCUCUCUGACAGGUGAAGUGGCAAGCAUUGCUAGCAGGAAGACAGGGCAUCGAGCCUUUCAGGCAGACCUGACCCUGAUAACGGCCCCAGCAUACUUUUGGGCAUAUCAGAGGUUACAAUAUACAAGGUAACAUGAGUGGAUUCAGUGUCAAGGGGCCCGAACCUUCAUGUAGGGGCGACGAGCUCCUCUACUAUUCUAGUACUAGUGUCGUAGAGAAGGCAAUCUGCAAAAUUGCGGAUGGCCCAUGCAAGGCUGCCGCGCCACUUCGAUUGGACUCGAAAGCGUAACAUGGUCAAGUUACUGCAUGAGCUCUUAGGUAGUUGUGCAACUUAUAUAUCAGUAUUGUGAAAUGCGAACUCGAGUCCUAGUUUGAUCGUGCUAAUCAGUAACUGUUUGGCUCGAAAGCCUUUCGUAAACUCAUGCUCACGUUUUCAAGAGGAAGAGGCAGUCGAGAAAGAAUUUGUGCAUGCAUCUAGGCCGCGCUGGCGGAGCGGGGAUUAGUACGGGUACCAUCGGAACUAGCUACAGCUGCAGGGGUCUGCGGGUGUCAACAGAACUAUACAGCUAGGGGUACGUACGUUGAGCCAGCACAUGUGCAUUGAACGAUUUAACGACUGUGUGUUAAGUUAUAGGUACCGCAGUCGCUAUAGGCGGCCAUGGAUCACGUACUGAUUGG